This is a messenger RNA of Symbiodinium pilosum, 3030 nucleotides long. Lineage: Eukaryota; Dinophyceae; Suessiales; Symbiodiniaceae. The record is from the annotation of a GenBank genome assembly.
AUGGGCAAUGGCGUCCUCAGGCGCUAUCGCACACGGCCAGAGGCUGAUCAUGACACAUGGCGCAAGCCGAAGCAGAAGGGAGGUGCAGCCAGCAAGGAGAAGGCCUGGCAGAGUGCAUCUGCCAUCAUCCUUGCGGGCAUCUUCGUUGCAGCGGUGGAGAUGUGUCGCCGCUGCGCUCGUGGCCGCCAGCACUCAAGGCCACAACAGCUCCCUCUUGUGCAGGAUGAGGAGCUGGGAUGCGAGCGAGUUGAGCAAGACACCGCAAGCAAAAGGAGACUUCGCCUAGUCUGCAUCAGCGACACACACGGCAAGCAUCGAGAACUGAUGUUGCCCGACGGAGAUGUCUUGAUACACGCAGGCGACUUCACCCAAUAUGGGCGAGAGGAGCAUGCGCAAGAUUUCAAUAGUUGGAUAGCAGAUCAGCAGCACCGAGUCAAACUUGUCAUUCUCGGCAACCACGAAUCCAACGCGGACUGGGCAAAGCGUGCUGAGGAGGUGCUCUCCAGCGCCGCCGUUCUUCGACAAUCAAGCUUCGACUUGAAGGUCCCCGGCUCAGAAACUCCACUUCGUUUUUUCGGUACUGACUUCUUUUGGCCUUGUCAAGGCGAGAACCCUUACUUUGGUCAGAUACCAGCUGGCACAGAUGUAGUACUGGCUCAUGGGCCUGCCAAAGGCUGUGCAGACGGAGACAAAGGAUGCUCCGCUUUGCUGCAGGCGGUGAGAAGAAUUCAGCCAACCCUUGUCAUCUCUGGCCACAUACACUUUGCACGAGGGGCGGCGCUGCUGAAACACCGGCCCGCAGAUCAGCGCAGCUCAACCAUCCUGAUCAACGCCGCAAACUGCGGCAGCCACCUGGCUGAAGUCUGCCGGCUUUGGCCGUUCCCCAACCCAAAGAUGCUGCCAAAGCUGCAGAGACUUGGCUGGCGGCCGAUGACUUGGAUUGAUCGUCUGCAUUCCAUUUCGCGGGUCGCAUUGCAGCGUACAGCUCAGGGCGGGCCAAAGGGCCUGAGUGGAGCAGCUGGCCCGGUCUGGGGCCCAAGCGAUGACGAUGAUGAUGAGGACAACGACCUCACAGGCUUCUCCAAUCUCGCCGAUGCAGCAAAUAAGGUCUGGGAUGAUUUAAUGGCUCGUAAGGGCGGCAUCAAGGGCAAGCAAGAAAUGAACUCCCUGUUUGGCCUUGCAGAGCUCAAGGAUGCUGUCGAACGGUCUGUGAAGCGGACCAAUGUGCUGCAGGAGCAGGUGGACAGUGCAACCUCGAGCCUGGAAGACAAGCAGGCUGCCCUGGAAGACUUGCGGCGGAAAGUGGAGGCCAGCGCCGGAACUUCCAAUGUGCGAUGGAAGCUAGGCGACAUGGCAGUCAGAAGAGGCAAAGGCUUCUGCGAACUCAGCAUGGUGCAGAUGGACGUCCAGCCUCCUUGCUUCGAGGCCAUGCUGCCACAGCUGUGCAGUCUCAUAGUUUGGACGUAUGAGAAGCUUAUUCCCCUCAACCCACAGCAGCAGAUCGCAGCACGAUCAGCUUUAAAAGAAGUGGACGAGGCCAAGAAGCGCGUUGCCGCGACCGAGGAAAGCCUAGUGCAGGCGCAGGAGGAAUUACGGCAGCAGCAUCAGAGCCUCACCGAGCAGGUGGAGGUGAAGCUGAAGGAGCCGAGGGCACCACCUGGCCUUCCAGAUGUCAGCUACCUUCAGAAAGCCAAUGCCCAGCAGCCGAAGGCAGAUGCCAGUUCCUAUCCAGAGGUGAAGGGCAUCAAAGAAGACCUGCGAAAGCCGGCUGGUGCAGCUGCGCCACGGCAGGCUUCGAAAGAUCAGGGUCGAGCAGAACCUGGAACACCAACCAGUAGCGCAAAUGGCAACACGCUACCACGGCAGGCACCCAGUGGGCCAGCUGGCUUCCCGUCCUUCCAAGAUCUCAGCAGGAUGCAGAAGGAGGCAGAAGACCGCAACAAGACUGAGUCCACGCGCGCAGCCUCCUAUCCGGCGCCGCACGCCACACGGGAGGUCUUCACACGCCCAGAGGGUUCCGACCGUGGGCCCUCCGGCACUGGCAGCGGUGCCGCUGGCGGCCAGGAAGCUCCUGGUCGGGCUCCAGCUGGCGAGACACCCUUCGUUCCAGCUGGCAUGCCUGGCAUUCCCUCGAAUUCUGGAACAUCCGCGGCUGGACCGAAGGUGUCUCUUCAGCAGGAGCGUGCGAAGCAAGAGGCCUUUCUGCACCAUCAAGAGGCCCAGCUACACAGGGAGGAGGCCCAGCGGCAGCAGCAGCAGGAGGCACAGCGCCAGCGAGAAGAAGCCGAGAAGCAGCGUCAGGAGCGUUACGAGGAGCAGCAGCGCCACCCGGGACACGCGGACCGCCCCAGGGAGCCAGAGCAAGCUCAACAGCCAGCCACUGACUGGGUUCGCUACAAGACACCGGAUGGACAAGUGUACUAUCACAACGAGAGAACGAAUCACACUGCUUGGUCAUUGCCAGCUGGUGCAACCUGCCGUGAGCCCGCUCAGGCUGCAGCUGCGCAGCAAGGUACCACCUCGCAGGGAGCUGACAAUCAGGACGACCCGUUUGCAGAUCUGAGGAAGCAGGAGGAGGAUAACAAGAAACAGCAUGAGCAAUGGCAGCAGUGGUACCAGCAGUACACGGCCUGGUACUCCCAGCAGGCAGGAGCUGCAGGAGCUUCAGCAACUGGUGGGGCAAAUGCGGAUGCCGGCAAGCAGAAUAAGUCGGGCAGCCAGAAGCAGAAGGGAGCCCAGAGCGGUGAACAAGCUGGAAGUUACGUGCCACCGCGGGGACCGGCACCUCCAAAGCUUGAUGCCGCGUUCGAAGACCAUGCGGUCUAUCAAAUCAAGAGUUCCGUUCUCAAGGAGAUGGAGUCGAUGGUCAAUCAGGGUCUGGAAGUGGCCAAGCGAAAGAAAGCCCUGAGGUGCUUGCAGCUACGUUGGCAUCCAGACAAGAACCCUGACAAGUUGGAGGUUGCAAACAGCAUCUUCCAAUUCAUUGAAGAGACCAAGCCCUGGUUUCUCCAUGAUCCGAAUGCCGGGUAG